Molecule: messenger RNA, 8924 nt
Organism: Gymnodraco acuticeps
Lineage: Eukaryota; Metazoa; Chordata; Actinopteri; Perciformes; Bathydraconidae
Gene: arfgef3
Product: ARFGEF family member 3
Biological process (GO): regulation of ARF protein signal transduction
Molecular function (GO): guanyl-nucleotide exchange factor activity
Source: RefSeq, a predicted model, not a curated record
GCUGAGAAUGAGGGAUUACAACACACCGGAAGUGGACACCGAGUGGAAAACAUGGAUCAACUGGAACGGACUCUGAGGAGGAAAUGACCGAGGAGGAUGAAGAGGAGGAUGAAGAGCAGCUAAUCAGUGGCUGCAACGCUGACAGUUCAUAAGGAUUAUUGUAUGACAUGUGACCGGACACCAGGGGUUGUUCCCUGUUCCUCCUGGAGACCAAAGCGGUGCAUUUUACGCACAGUUUACGCAAACUUCCUUCUCCAGAUUUCUGCCUGACAUCAUCGGCUGUUGGCUGGCUGGGAAUGAAUCAUCGUCUUCAUCAUCAGGGGGGGUCAGGGAUGCUGUCACUGUCACUGCACCCUUAAAACACACACACACACACACACACACACACACACACACACACACACACACACGUACACAAAGCCACUCUGCUCCGGUGUUUUUGGGAUUUGGGAAGCAUGGAGGAAAUCCUGCGGAAGCUGCAGAAAGAUGCGUCCGGACACAAGCACAGAUCCCUCCGCGACGCCUGCGUCUACGCCCGCGAAACCCUGGAGUGUCAGAAUGGAUCAUCCAAGAUUUCCCCGUCACAGCUUCGAGAGCGCUGCCUGCUGCCUCUACAGAUGGCUCUGGAGUCUAAAAACACCAAAUUGGGACAAACAGCACUCACUGGGAUGCAGAAGCUCCUGUGUGAGGACAGGUUUGUGGGGGGGGGCGGUGUGGAGGUGGAGGUCGUGGAGAAGCAGCUGCUCAGCCAGAUGUUGGAGGCCAUCAGAGUCACUCCCUCCCUCCAUGAAGACCUGCAGGUGGAAGUCAUGAAGGUGCUGCUGUGUAUCACCUACUCCCCAAACUUUGAUAUCAACGGAGACUCCAUCCUCCGGAUCGCUGAGGUGUGUAUCAAGACAUAUGUUUCCAGCUGUCACCAGCGCAGCAUCAACACGGCGGUCCGAGCCACGCUGAGCCAGAUUCUGGGAGACCUGACACUGCAGCUUCGACACAGACAAGAGGUCACACACACACACACACCAGAUAUUUCCCCCACCAGCCAGUCGCUGUGUGAAGAUGUGGUGACGGUGCUGACAGUUUUCUGUGAAAAACUGGAGUCAGUGGACAGUGAUAACCAGCUGCUGCAGCUCCUCUACCUGGAGUCCAUCCUCUCCAUGCUCAGCAGCUGUCCUCCCACAAUGCACCUGUCCAGAGGGUUCACAGACCUCGUAUGGAAGCAGCUGUGUCCGUCCCUCGUGGCGAUCAUGGGAAAUCCUGUCAACGACAAAACCAUCGCCUCCCACCACGGCCACAUGGGGGCGCCGGACCGCGCCUCGGACAGACUGAGUCUAGGAAUGGGCCAGGAUGUGGAUCUCUUCGGUGGGGGGGUAUCGGAUCAGGGUCGAGGGUCCGGCUGCUCCUCUAGCGCCCCUGCCAGGAUCGCCCCGGUGGUGAGGACUGUGUGUUACAUCGCUGCAGAGCUGGUGCGUCUGGUGAACUGCGUGGAGUCCAUGAAGCCGGUUCUGCAGUCGCUCUAUCACCGGAUCCUGCUGUACCCCCCCCCUCAGCACCGCACCGAGGCCAUCCGCAUCAUGAAGGAGAUUCUGGGCAGUCCUCAGCGUCUCUACGAUCUUGCCGGUCCGUGCGUGGCCGAACCUGAAACCAGGAAACGUUCAUUUUCCAAGAGGAAGUCUCACCUGGACCUUCUGAAACUAGUGAUGGAUGGGAUGACGGAGGCCUGUGUGAAGGGGGGCAUCGAGGCGUGUUUCUCCUCCGUCUCCUGCGCCUGCGCUCUCCUCGGGGCGCUGGAUGAACUUUCUAAGGGCCACGGCAUCCAAUCAGAGCAGGCUCGGCUGCUCCUCAGACGUCUGGAGGACCUUAAAGACGGUGCAGAAUCGACCCGGGAGUCCAUGGAGAUCAACGAGGCGGACUUCAGGUGGCAGAGACACAUCCUGGCCUCGGAGCAGCCUCCCUGGGACCCUAACUCCUCCAGCGUGGCCCCCAAAGAGCGAAGCCCCGACAUUAGCAUUAGCAUCACCACCGAAACGGGCCAAACCACCGUGGACCCGGAGGUGGAGGAGCCGAGCCAAACCUCUCCUGAAGAUUGUGAGGAGGAAACACAUCUCCCUUCACCAACUACUGGAGACGAGACCAAAUGUGAUCCGAUCCUGGAGGAGAACCAGUUGGAGGACGGAGGAUUGGAGAAGGAGAGAUUGGGAGGAGGAGAGCGAGGAGAUAGAGGAGAGAGAGGAGAGCGAGGAGACAGAGGAGCUGUGGUUCCUCCAGAUGUGGUGCAGAGGACUCACGGCCUCGUUUACCCCGACAUCACCAACUUCCUGUCUGUGGAGUCAAGGACCAGAACACACCAUGGGGCGGGAUCGAGAUACAGCGAGAGCAACUUCAGCAUGGAGGAGCAGGAUUUGUCGCGGACAGAGUUCGACUCGUGUGAUCAGUACUCCAUGGCAGCAGAGAAGGACUCGGGUCGCUCCGACGUGUCCGAUAUCGGCUCCGAUAACGUGUCUCUGGCUGACGAGGAGCAGCAGACGCCCCGAGACUGUCCGGGUCAUCGAUCGCUGCGCACCGCCGCGCUGUCACUCAAACUGCUGCGCCACCAGGAGGCGGACCAGCAGAGCGCGCGCAUCUUCGUGCAGGCGCUGGCCUCGCUGCUUCCUCGUCUGUUGGGACUGAGAAGUGCCGGCGAGGUGGACCUGUCGCUGCAGAAAUUCUCCUCCAACUUCUGCUCCGGACUGCAAGCUGGGGGGAUCCACUCCCCGGGUUUCGAGGCGGGCGACACUCUGACCUGUCAGUCUCUGAUGAACGCAGACGGUCUGUAUCUGGUGUCCUACUCCGCCCUGCUGCUCAACCUCAAACUGUGCUGCUGCGACUAUUACAGGAGGAGGACGCUCGCUCCCAGUCUGUGCCUGAAGGAGUUUGGCCGUCUGAUCCAGAGCAGUGGGGUUCUGGUGGUUCUCUCUCAGGCGUGGAUAGAGGAGCUUUAUCACCAGGUGUUAGACAGAAACCUGCUGGAGGAGGGGGGGUACUGCAUCUCUCAGGAGGACCAAUCAGUGGCCCUCAUCACCAUACUGACAGACAUCGAUGGUCUGGGCAGCAGUGCGAUUGGAGGUCAGCUGAUCAGGAGGGCAUCCAGCCAAUCACCACUCAGCGUUGAUAAGACAGGAAGUGACACGGUGACGGCAGGCGCCGUGUUCUCCCGCUUCAUCCUCACCGGUGUGUGGAAGAACCUGAUCGACGUGCUCUCCACGCCGUUGACCGGUCGCAUGGCGGGAAGCUCUAAAGGCCUGGCGUUCAUUUUGGGGGCCGAGGGGGUGAAGGAGCAGAGCCAGAGGGAGAGAGACACAAUCUGUCUGAGUUUAGACGGACUCCGGAAAGCUGCUGCGCUCAGCUGUGCUUUAGGUGUGGCAGCUAACUGUGCCUCAGCUCUCGCCCAGAUGGCUGCUGCCUCCUGUGUUCAGGAGGAGAAGGAGGAGAGGGAGGUGGGGGAGGUGGGAGACGCCAUCACACAAGUGAAGCACCGUCUGGAGCAGAUGUCUCGUCCUCAGGGAGUGCGUCUGCACACGGCUCACGUGUUGUGUAUGGACGCCAUCCUCAACGUGGGGCUGGAGAUGGGCAGCCACAACCACGACUGCUGGCCCCACGUCUUCAGGGUGACGGAGUACAUCAGCUCAUUGGAACACACACACUUCAGCGACGGCUCCCUGCACCCCUCCUCUCUAACCCCCAUCCUGCAGCAGGGGGGGGCCGUGGACUUGGGGGCGGAGCUUAGCUGUGAUCCCAGCACAGAGGCUUCGGAGCUGGGCCUGAGUCAGCCCGUCAUCCAGCCUCUUUCCAUCCAGGACCUGAUGAGGGGGAACAGCCUGAUGAGGGGGGGCAGCCUGAUGAGGGGGGGCAGCCUGAUGACGGGGAACAGCGCCACCAAAGCCGUGUGCACUCUGUCCACACAGGCAGACAGGCUGUUUGAGGAAGCAGCCACUAAGCUGAACCUGGUGGCUCUGGUUGGUUUCCUGCAGCAGCUCAGGAAGGCUUCUCAGUGUCAGCUGUUCCACUCCGUGACCGAGACCGGAGACUACUCACUGGCAAUGCCAGGAGAGGCCAAAUCCACUCUGGAGCGUCGCAGCGCUCUUCAUCUCUUCCGAUUGGGCGAGGCCAUGCUGAGGAUCGUCAGGAACAGGAACCGGCCCCUGCUGCACAUGAUGAGGGCCUGGAGCGUCGUGGCCCCCCACCUGGUGGAGGCGGCCUGUCACAAAGAGCGCCACGUUUCCCAGAAGGCCGUGUCCUUCAUCCACGACGUGCUGACGGAGGUGCUAACGAGCUGGGCGGAGCUUCCUCUCUUCCACUUCAACGAGGCGCUGUUCAGACCCUUCGAGCACAUCAUGCAGCUGGAGCUGUGCGACGAGGACGUGCAGGACCAGGUGAUCACCUCCAUCGGGGAGCUGGUGGAGAUGUGUUCCCCUCAGAUCCUGUCGGGAUGGAGGCCUCUGUUCAGCGCUCUGAGGACGGUCCACAGCAGCAAGACGGACACCAAGGGAUACCUGCUGGGGGAAUACUCCAUGGGUAAAUCCCAGGCUCCGGUGUUCGAUGUCUUUGAGGCGUUCAUCAACACCGACAACAUCCAAGUGUUCGCCAACGCAGCCACCGACUACAUCAUGUGUCUGAUGAAGUUCGUCAAGGGAUUAGGGGAGCAGGACUAUAAGGAGAUUGGAGACUGUGUCCAUGCGUCAGCUUUCAGCUCCACUGACCUCUGCCUGCCCGCGCUCGAUUACCUCCGAAAGUGUUCACAGCUGCUGGCAAAGAUCUACAGGAUGCAGUUGAAGCCGGUGUUUCUGGGGGCGCGGCUCGCCAGCCUGCCAAUGAGAUCGCAGGAGCGCUCGGUCAGCACGGAGGACGGGAUGGACUGCGUGCUGCAGGAGUUCGACGACGAAACAGGUCUCAUCCAGGUGUGGAUCUUGUUAUUGGAGCAGCUCACAGCGGCAGUGUCAAACUGUCCUCGUCAACAUCAGCCUCCGACCCUCGAGCUGCUCUUCACUCUGCUCAGAGAGGUGUCCACUGUGCCAGGUCCGGGUUUCGCCAUCUUCUCCGUCAUCCAGCUGCUGCUUCCUGUGAUGUCACUGUGGCUGCAGCGUAGCCAUGGCGACCACUCCUACUGGGAUGUGGCGGCGGCGAACUUUAAACACGCCAUCGGGCUGUGCUGCGAGCUGGUGGUGGAGCACGUCAACAACUUCAUACACUCAGAUAUUGGCUAUGAGUCUCUGAUCAACCUGAUGCUGAAGGACCUGUUUAAGCUGCUGGUCUCCUGUGUGUCAGAGCCAGCAGAGACCAUCUCCAGAGUGGGCUGCUCCUGCAUCAGGUACAUUCUGGUCACGGUGGGUCCGGUGUUCACGGAGGAGAUGUGGAGGUUAGCCUGCUGCGCUCUGCAGGACGCCUUCUCUGCUACACUGGAGCCUGUCAAGAACCUGCUGGCAUGUUUCCACAGCGGGUCGGACAGUUUCUCCGGAGACGCCUGUGAGGUGAAGGUAGCGGCUCCGUCUCACUCUCCUGCAGCCGAGGCCGAGUACUGGAGGAUCAGAGCCAUGGCUCAGCAGGUCUUCAUGUUGGACACCCAGUGCUCUCCAAAGACGCCCAACAACAAGGAGGGCUUUGAGCACGCUCAGUCCUGCGUUCUGAUCAUCGAGCUGCCGGCCGACCAGCAGGCCAACGGACAAGCUCAGAAGAGGAUCCCGUUCCGCACCAUCGUUGUGAGUCUGCUCUCGCACCAGGUGCUGCUGCAGAAUCUGCACGACAUCCUGAUGGAGGAGUUCGUGAAGCAGCCUGAAGGAAGUGAGAGGGUCACGCCGGGGACCUCUGACCCCAGCAGGGCCUCCGCCGGCUUCCUGCGAUACAUCUCCAUGACCAACCUGUCCAUCAUCCUGGAUCUGCUGCUGGACUCCUACAGGACGGCGCGGGACUUUGACACGCGGCCCGGUCUGAAGUACCUCCUGAUGAAAGUGUCCGGUGUGUGUGGAGCGGCUAAUCUCUACCGUCAGUCGGCCAUGAGCUUCAAUCUGUACUUCCAGGCGCUGCUUUGUGCCACGCUGAGCCAGGCCGAGAACAUGACCGCACAGCAGGUGAAGAGGCUGCUGUUUGAGGAAGAGGAGGGAAGCUCUGACUCUUCCCACCCUGGAUCCGCCUCCUCAGAGGACGAAGACAUCUUCGAAGAAACAGCACAGGUGAGCCCCCCUCGAGGUCGGGACAAGCGUCACCCCUGACGGCCCCCCUCUCUCAGCGUUCAGCCUCUGAGCAGCGCUGACUGGGCCUGGCUGGUGAAGCGUCUCUACAAACUGAUCCUGGAUCUGUGCAGCAGCUACAUCCAGAUGCACCGCGACCUGGAGAGCACUCUGGAGGAGGUGACUCUGCUGAGAGGAGGGGGGGGAGGAGGAGGAGAGCACGUCUUCUUCCUGCCUCUCUUCCAGUCAGAAACCUCCACUCCCACCUCAGCAGGGGGUUUGUCGGCCAGGGAGACGCCUUCAGAGGACGGGGGGUAUCGGUGUCGAGAGGCGGAGAGCACAGCGUCACCCGGAGACACUCCGACUCCAAGUCCAAGCCCCGGAUACAGGUCUGAGAACAGAACACCUGGGAGGAGGAAGGAGUGGUGGGAGAGCGCCGGGAACAAACUGUACACCAUCGCGGACAAGACCAUCAGCAAGCUCAUGAUGGAGUACAAGCGCCGGAAACAGCAGCAGCAGAGCAACGUCAACCUGUUCAUGAAGGAGCAGGGCCGCGGUGGAGGGGCGGAGCCACAGAGACCCCCCCUGAUGAGACCCCAAAAUCUGGUGGACCAGCAGGGGGGGGGGGGCCCACUGAGGCACUCUGUCAGCGCGGGGCCGGAGGUACUGAGGCAGGAGAAGAGACCCAGAUCAGGGUCCACCAUCAGCUCCCACAGCAUCACCCUAAGGGACUCGGAGGCCCAGAUACAGGCAUGGACCAACAUGGUGCUGACGCUCCUGAAUCAGGUCCUGCUGCUCCCAGACUCGUCCUUCCUGGCUCUGCUGCCGGCGCUCUACCCCUGCGUCAGUCAGCUGACCUGUCACGUGACCGACGCUCGAGUCCGCCAGGCGCUCCGAGAGUUGAUGGGCCGCGUCGGGAGACUCUACGACAUCAUCGUGUGACGGACUGGACGAAAGACAUGCAGACAGUUGAAGAGCGAAGUCUGUGAAGGACGUUCAGAUUAAAAGUAGAAUGAGGAUCAAUGCUGUCAUGUGAUGGCGCCGCUGAUUGAUGAUUGGCUGACGUAAUGGAAAGGUGAGGCAUCAGAAAACAACCGUGUCUGAUGUUUUCGUAUGGAUUUGUGGCACUUUGGAAGAACAUCAUGUGACUUUAAAUGGGAGGUUUUGAUUGGCAGAUGAAGAACAGAGGAUUCAGUUGCUUUGUUUAUGAUGGACAUGUUGUUGUUGUUUUAAAGGGAAUGUGCCUCUUGUUAUUUUGUUCCUGUACUGUGUCAAAAGCUUUACAUAUGAUUUGCUAUUUAUCAGUUUUGAGGGAAACGAUGCAGAGUUGCUCAUAAUCGAAUGACAGCAUUGUCAUGUUGUCCAAAUAUGCUUCCACCUAGGGGAGAAAUGAUACAUGAAUUACAUGAAGCUAUUGAUACGGAAGAGGAUUAGCGCUACAAGAUAUUUAGAGAUCUGACCAAUAGGGUUUGUUUGUUUUAGUUCUGAGAUUAAAAUCUGAAUUCUGAGGAAAAAAUUGGAAUUUCAGAAAAAGUUAAGAUUCUGGGAAAUAAGUCGGAAUAUUGAAAAAAGUAUUUUCAGAAAUCUGAAAAAGUUAGAAUUUUGACAAAAAGUCCGAAUUUGCAAAAAAGUCGAAAUUUGUGAAAACAACAGAAUUUUGAUAACAUUUCAGAAUUUUGAUAAAAAGUCAGACUUUUUCGAAAAGUUUAGAAGUUUUCUCAGAAUUCUGGCCAUUUCACUCAAAGAAAACAUCAUUUCUGCUCAGAUCUAAAAAAUGUAAAAUGUGACCUCUUUCUCAACCAUAAGUCCUGGUGACGUAAAUGUGGACAAAAACAAUGAAUUAUUUUCAUUUUUACCUCCAUUAUUUUUCUUUUGACACCUUUCCGAGUGACCCUGCUGAUCAGCUGAUCUCUGAGAAAUGUCUUACAUAGUGCCAGAUCAGAUGAAGGUCACCGAGUGAAAGCAAAUUUAAAAAUACUGUAAUUUUAUUUAAUUGUUUAUUUAAUUCUGCGAGUCAGGCCACAUUAAAUACGCUGGAGAAACAUGUCCUUGCAUCUGAUCUGAUUGUAUAUUAACGUGUGUCGCUGCAAUGCAUUUUCUAUAUCCAGCUUUCAAAACUGUGCGCUGAUCUUUUUGACCUCAAACUCUCUGAAUCAAAUAUUUAUUCAAACCAAAUCCCACAUACAGUUUGUGUAUUUUGAAAGCUUAUGAUUUACAUGAGUGUGUAUAUAAAUGAUAUGUAUCCAGUUUAAAUUAUUUAUUAUUUAAGAUAUUUAAAGUGUGAUUUCCUGCAUUUUCUUUGUUGUUUUUAUACUUUACUUUCACUUGAUGCAGUGUGUGUGCAUGUGCUUACUGAUUGACAUGAGGUACGAUGGAAGUGUGACCAACUAUUGUUAAAAGGCCAAAAAGCGCGAUCACAUGACGUUACAUCUAAAUACAAACCUGUCUGUAAUCCGAGGCAAAGAAGCAGCUUUUACAAACAUUUUAAAGUGUUUAUUUUGGGUUUCCAAUAUCAAGCCAAACGUAACAAUUGUACUCAUAAUAUUUCCACAUUUAAGGCGAGCACAUUUCCCUGAAACAGAUUCUUGCUCCACAGAGGGAUACACCCUUCAGAUUCCAAUGACCACCUGCCUCACUGAAGAUCUCAUUGCAAUUGUCAGCAAACAUGUAUCAUCUCUAGGUUGUACGCUUGCUAUAUUUAUAAUUAAACGCCACUAAAAUCAC